AUGGAUCAGAAGAUUAAUCGACGUUAUCUUGAACAAUAUAAUAAACGUCAAAUGCUAAUAGCAUGUCGAAAUGCUUUGACAAACAUUCAUGAAAAUGGCCAUUUUAUUUGCAAAUUAACCGAUACAUUAACACGUUUUACCACUGGUUUAAUCUAUUUGCUCUAUCGUUCAUUCAAAUCAAUAUGUAUUCUUCGUCCAUNUUCUGAUCUUUCAAUUUUACCAAUGGAUCAGAAGAUUAAUCGACGUUAUCUUGAACAAUAUAAUAAACGUCAAAUGCUAAUAGCAUGUCGAAAUGCUUUGACAAACAUUCAUGAAAAUGGCCAUUUUAUUUGCAAAUUAACCGAUACAUUAACACGUUUUACCACUGGUUUAAUCUAUUUGCUCUAUCGUUCAUUCAAAUCAAUAUGUAUUCUUCGUCCAUUUACACUUGAUCCAUCAUCAUCUGAACGAUUUCUAGUUUGUUAUCAAUUACAAUCUCCUGUCAAUCAAUCAAUUAUUAAACAUCUCGAUGAUCUGUUAUUGAGAUAUGAGAAAACAGAAGAUAUUCUCGAAGUUGUACCUGUUAAAUGUUUGAUUGAACCAGAGUUUCAACAAUAUAUUGCUGAUACAAGUCAACGCUUAUUGCAAAGAGAAAUUGAAGGUUUAGACAAAUAUCUUUGGCUAGUUGAAAAUGGACAAGAUCAAAAGAUCGAUCUGACAAUGAGCAAUGAAGAUUUGAAUGAAGCGCAUGAUUGUGUGACUGUUGAACGUCGUCGCCCCGCAUCAUCUGAUGAACCUGAUUCAGGCAUUGAAUUACCAUUUGGUUGGAUCAAACAAUGGAGUAAACGAGGAGAACAAUUUUAUUAUUUUAAUACACAAACGAAAGAAUCGCGUUGGGAACCACCAAAUUGA
Adineta ricciae is the source of this 891-nucleotide messenger RNA. Lineage: Eukaryota; Metazoa; Rotifera; Eurotatoria; Adinetida; Adinetidae. The record is from the annotation of a GenBank genome assembly.